Lottia gigantea (owl limpet) is the source of this 282-nucleotide messenger RNA. RefSeq lists its product as hypothetical. The record is from RefSeq and is a predicted model, not a curated record. NCBI's taxonomy places the organism in Eukaryota, Metazoa, Mollusca, Gastropoda, Lottiidae. The annotation marks the transcript as partial. Gene Ontology annotation, biological process: cell differentiation; regulation of transcription by RNA polymerase II; anatomical structure morphogenesis. The transcript has a single exon. Gene Ontology annotation, molecular function: DNA-binding transcription factor activity, RNA polymerase II-specific; RNA polymerase II cis-regulatory region sequence-specific DNA binding.
AAGCCGCCUCUCAGCUACAUCGCCUUGAUUUCAAUGGCUAUCUUGGAUUCGGCAGAUAAACAGACGUUGCUCGGAGAUAUAUAUCAGUUCAUUAUGGAUAAAUUCCCUUAUUACAACAAUAAGGGCAAAGCUUGGAGAAACAGUAUCCGCCACAACUUGUCACUCAACGAAUGUUUUAUCAAAAGUGGACGUGCUGAAAAUGGUAGGGGUAAUUUCUGGUCAAUUCAUCCUGCCUGCAUAGAAGACUUCUCUAAAGGAGACUUUAGACGCCGAAAAGCCAGA